This is a messenger RNA of Propithecus coquereli (Coquerel's sifaka), 2514 nucleotides long. RefSeq names its product oligodendrocyte lineage transcription factor 2 (gene OLIG2). Gene Ontology annotation, molecular function: protein dimerization activity; DNA-binding transcription factor activity. Gene Ontology annotation, biological process: oligodendrocyte differentiation; neuron differentiation; myelination. Lineage: Eukaryota; Metazoa; Chordata; Mammalia; Primates; Indriidae. Bases 173 to 1135 code for a protein of 320 amino acids. The transcript is spliced from 2 exons. The record is from RefSeq and is a predicted model, not a curated record.
CGGCCAAGCCCCGAAAGGUGCGGAUGCUUAUUAUAGACCGACGCGACACCGGUGCCGAGUGCCAGGUUCUCCGUUGAGGCUUUUCGGAGCGAGCCCCUUGAAUCGCAUCCACACUCUGGGAACCGAGGGAAGGAGGACCCCGAGAAAGCUGAGACUAUCCUCUGCUGGGGCCAUGGACUCGGACGCCAGCUUGGUGUCCAGCCGCCCGUCGUCACCAGAACCCGAUGACCUUUUUCUGCCGGCCCGGAGCAAGGGCAGCAGCGGCAGCGGCUUCACGGGGGGCACCGUGUCCUCGUCCACGCCGAGCGACUGCCCGCCGGAGCUGAGCGCUGAGCUGCGCAGCGCCAUGGGCUCAGCGGGCGCUCACCCUGGGGACAAGCUGGGAAGCAGUGGCUUCAAGUCAUCCUCGUCCAGCACCUCGUCGUCCACGUCGUCGGCGGCCGCGUCGUCCACCAAGAAGGACAAGAAGCAGAUGACCGAGCCGGAGCUGCAGCAGCUGCGCCUCAAGAUCAACAGCCGCGAGCGCAAGCGCAUGCACGACCUCAACAUCGCCAUGGACGGCCUGCGCGAGGUCAUGCCCUACGCACACGGCCCGUCGGUGCGCAAGCUCUCCAAGAUCGCCACGCUGCUGCUGGCGCGCAACUACAUCCUCAUGCUCACCAACUCGCUGGAGGAGAUGAAGCGACUGGUGAGCGAGAUCUACGGCGGCCACCACGCUGGCUUCCACCCGUCGGCCUGCGGUGGCCUGGCGCACUCGGCGCCCCUGCCCGCCGCCACCGCGCACCCCGCGGCCGCCGCCCACCACCCGGCCGUGCACCACCCCAUCCUGCCGCCAGCCGCCGCCGCCGCCGCCGCUGCCGCCGCAGCCGCCGCGGUGUCCAGCGCCUCUCUCCCAGGCUCCGGGCUGUCGUCAGUGGGCUCCAUCCGGCCUCCGCACGGCCUGCUCAAGUCUCCAUCUGCAGCCGCGGCUGCCCCGCUGGGGGGCGGAGGAGGCGGCAGCGGGGGUAGUGGGGGCUUCCAGCACUGGGGCGGUAUGCCCUGUCCCUGCAGCAUGUGCCAGGUGCCACCGCCACACCACCACGUGUCGGCCAUGGGCGCGGGCAGCCUGCCGCGCCUCACCUCCGACGCCAAGUGAGCCUACCGGCGCCGGCGCGUUCUGGCGAGCGGGGAGCCCCGAGGCCGCGGGGAAGCGAGACUGGCCGGCGCUUGGCUCGGGAGCUCUGUUGUGAGGAGGGGCUGGGGACCAAGGACUGGGGGUGGGGGAUGGUGGGGAUUCCAGCCCCCGGGAACUGAAGCAACGGGGCGCGCACAGAGCAGUGGGGAGUGACAGGGACGUUCACUCCCGGACCUCUUUGAGCCCUCGCUGGCUCUAAACUGAUGGUCCGGUAGACACUAUUUUGUGAAAAGGUACCUCUGUGUGCAUCCCUCACUCGAACUUACUCCCACCUCCACUCCCCCUGGGAAAAGAUGCUAAAAACUCUGGUUUCCCCAAGAGUACCUGCUUGACUUCCAGACUCCUCCGGGCAGCACUUGGCAGGUGGGAGGCUGGGGGAGAGACACAAUGAGGACUUCCUCUCCUUCCUCCUUUCUUGGCGGGGAGGAGACUCUGGGGAGCGGAACUGCAGAAGCGAACCCCCCCCCCCUCCCGGCCUCGCCUUCGAGGGUCGUCCCUGGCCCGAGGCCAGGGGCGACGGGUCGGUUGGAAGUUGGAGUUCGGUACCAGAAGCACUUACGGUCGUGUCGAAUCUCGGUAUCUGGGUCAACCCGCACCCUCUAAGAAGUGUAGCCGUUCCUUACUGUCUCUCCUGUUGAUUGGGGUAUGUGGUUUUCUAAUAAAUCUGCGGAUUUUCCUUUUUCCACAGUAUGAGCAAGCUUUAUAGACGCUCAGAGUGGAACCACUUGUGGAUUGGAAUAACUCAAAGCUGCCGAUUUGGGGGGGCGGGUGUUUUUUAGCUAUUUUAAAAUACAAACUACCCCCUCCAUUCUUUCCGUCUCUGAGCACGAAGUGAUUUGGUUUCUUACUCGACUGGGAGCAUUUGGGCGCCUGAGGACUUGCCAGAAUUAAAAGGCAGUUGCCGUGAACAUAGCUUUGGGUUAUUUGGGGCUUUUAUUGGCUUUUUAAAAAUUUCUUUCUUGGGUGUGUAAAUAUAAUAUCAACGAUGAGGUAAGUGCGCGGUGCUAAGCCGUUUGCUCGCGUGACUGCCAGUCCCACCCGAGUCUAAGCCUGCUUUCCUCUCUCUAUUUGGGUUUCUUUUUGCCACGUUUAACACAAACGGUAAACUCCACGUGCUUCCUGCGUCCGUGCGAACCGCCUCGGCGCUGCCUGCGUUGCGACACUGGCUUCGUAGCGUCCCCGCCUAACAUCCUUCCUCUGAUCGCGCUGCCCCUCGCAGAGAGUGUAUCAUCUGUUUUAUUUUUGUAAAAACAAAGUGCUAAAUAAUAUUUAUUACUUGUUUGGUUGCAAAAACGAAAUAAAUGAUCGAGUGUUGAGAUUUUAAAUAAAAUAUAAAGUAA